GACCCUCAGGAAACCGGAAGUCCCGCCCCGGAGGCGGUGCCGGCAUGGCGGGGCUGGCGCGGCGCUUGAGGCUCCUGUGGCCCCCUGGUGGGGCCUGGGCCCGGGCCGCUCUGCACGAAGCGGCCCCGGCACGGGACGUACUGCUCUUCGAGCACGAGCGCGGUCGCUUCUUCGCCUUCCUGGGCCUCUUCUGCGCGGGCCAGGGCGUUUUCUGGACAUCACUGGCUGCGGCCGCCUUGGCCGGGCGCCGUGGCAGCUCCGGCUCGGUACUUUGGCGCUACGGACUGGCUGCCGGCUGCGCUUCUGUCGGCUUGCUGGUGCUGGCUGCCGGCCUGCUCUUCUCCCGGCGCUCGGUGAGAUCCGUGUUGCUCCACAGAGGGGGCCAGCAGGUGACCGUCACCACUCACGCCCCCUUCGGCCUGGGCGCCCAGUUCACUGUGCCCCUGCGCCAGGUGUCCUGCCUGGCCCACCGCGGGGAGGUGCCCGCCGUGCUCCCCCUCAAGGUCCGAGGCCGCCGCUUCUACUUCCUGUUGGACAAAGCCGGCCGCUUCCCCAACGCAAGGCUGUUUGACCUCACUGUGGGGGCCUACCGGGGCCUGUGACUCCCCCCAACCAAGCCCCGAAGGGCAAAUAAAGAGCCGGAAGCGCAA
Molecule: messenger RNA, 650 nt
Organism: Monodelphis domestica (gray short-tailed opossum)
Lineage: Eukaryota; Metazoa; Chordata; Mammalia; Didelphimorphia; Didelphidae
Gene: TMEM223
Product: transmembrane protein 223
Biological process (GO): nervous system development
Cellular component (GO): mitochondrion
Source: RefSeq, a predicted model, not a curated record